CAGGAGCUGGGAAAGUUUAGCAGGAGGCGCAGCCAUUGGCUGCGGCCCUCACGUGUCCCCAGCUCCCUGUGCAUCCAUCUCGCUUUUCUCCUGGCCCCAUGGAGGAGGUGAGAAAGUUGGCACGGGCACCCGGGGCGCGGAAGACCCGGUCACUCCGUGACAGAUGGACACGGCGAGGAUGAGCUCCUUCCUCGAGUAUCCCCUCCUGAGCGGGGAGGCUGGGACCUGCUCCGCCCGCGCCUACCACCACCCCGAGCACGGGAUUACAACUUUCCAGUCCUGCGCGGUCAGUGCCAAUGGCUGCAGCCCAGGGGACGAGCGGUUCCUGGUGGGCAGGGGGGUCCAGAUCAGCCCCCCCCACCCGCACCCACACCCGCAUCCGCACCACCCCCAGGCGGGCGCCUACCAGCACCCCGGCAGCCUGGGCAUGUCCUACUCGCACCCUAGCUGCGGCCCGGGAUAUGGCAGCCAGAACUUCAGCGCGGGGUACAGCCCCUACUCCCUCGGCCAGGACGCAGAUGGCAGCGGCGGGUACCCCCAGUGCGCGCCCGCGCUGUACUCGGGCAACAUCUCCCCUCCCGUGGGCCAGCAGCACCCCCCCCAGCACAGCUACGCCGCGGGCUCGGCGGGGCCCGCCCAGUACAUGCACCCCUCCUACGGAGCCGAGCAGCAGAACUUGCCCCUGGCCGGGUACAGCCACCCCCUGUCCCCUCUGCACGCCAGCCACCCGGACACCGCGCGCUCCCCCUCCGCAGAGACCUCGCCUCCAGCGCAGACCUUUGACUGGAUGAAAGUGAAAAGAAACCCACCUAAAACAGGUAAGGAGAUCUCCGGCAAGGCAGCGCGGACAAGUUCACCCCUCUGCCAUCAUGACAGUCCAGGCUCUUAUUUCCGCCCCCGUGGGAAGGCGGGAGAGUACGGCUACGUGGGGCAGCCCAACACGGUGAGGACCAAUUUCACCACGAAGCAGCUCACGGAGCUGGAGAAGGAGUUCCACUUCAACAAGUACCUGACCAGGGCCAGGAGGGUGGAGAUCGCUGCUUCGCUGCAACUUAACGAGACGCAGGUGAAGAUCUGGUUUCAGAACCGUAGGAUGAAGCAGAAGAAAAGGGAGAAGGAGGGCUUGCUACCCAUUUCCCCGGCUACCCCCACGGGAUGCGAGGAGAAAGCAGAAGAGUCAUCAGAAAAGUCAAGUUCAUCCCCGUGCACCCCUUCACCAGCCUCCUCUACCUCAGACGUCCUUACUACCUCAAACUGACACAUCCCUGGGCCCCACCCUAUAGCUACAUCUUUAGCGUACCCUCAUUGAUUUAAAGUAAAUAUAUAUUUUUAAAUAUUCGGGUCAUCCUGACGUUCAAAUAACUUGUUCCGUGAGCAUUUGGGUUUAGAAAUACCCUCGGCUGUUUAUUUAAUGCAGAGCUAAACACAAUGGGUUCUAAUGUCAGUUUUUGAUGACCACUUAAUUAACUAGUCCUACAUUCAUUCCUUACAUUCCAGCAGGAGUUGUGAGUUUUUUUUGUUUUUUUUUUUUUGUCUCCUUAGCACAUUUAUAAGGGUCUCCCUGUUUCCGGAGAGCCAAAUUGCAAGGAUGUUUCUAUAUUUUUUCCCCUACAGAAACACAAAGCUAUCGAGAGUACAUGACCUCAUGAUGAGAUGCACUAUUGAAAGUGUUUACACGAGUUAUAGAACUUUCAUCCAUUAAUUUAAUGCGUUCUCUUUUUUCGUGUGUAUGGGUUUGUUGGUUGUAAAUACUUUGUCCAAGAGAUUUAUCUUUUUACAGAUUUUCUAGAAAUGAUGUUUAGAUUAAGCAGGGUGGGUACAUUCUCAAAACUGGAUCCAAUUUUAUAAUGGUAAACCUGAUGAUAUCAGUUAAAUUUGCAAUCAGAUACCUCGAAUUGUAGCACCAUUUUUUUUUAUGAGACAGAAGAAGGCUUCAAUUGCACUAGGUUUUGUAAACCUUACUGGUGUGCUCCCCCUCUCCUCCCCCUCCAGAAAUCUGUGCUGGAUUAUAUUGGACCUAAAACGGUAUUUUAUCCCCCCCAAAAGACCUCACCUAUUCCUAUUUUCAAAGUAAUCCUUCCUUCGAGUUGAUGUCUUUUCAGCCUAAUCGUAAAUGUGAUGACUGGCCAAAUGAAUGUAUAUUUUCUGUGAUUCGUGUAUGGAACUUUGCAUGAUGCACAAUGCUUUGAUGUACUGAAGGUACACUGAGUUCUAUCAGUUGUCAUUUGUGAGCUAACUAUCUUUCUGAUUUACAAUCAUUAAAGGUUCUGCGGUUCUGUGAGUGAUGGAAUCCAGAGCAGAAUUUACGGGUCCUAAAAUGUCUGUAAUAAAUAUAUUCAAGUUUCAGGUA
Molecule: messenger RNA, 2350 nt
Organism: Alligator mississippiensis (American alligator)
Lineage: Eukaryota; Metazoa; Chordata; Crocodylia; Alligatoridae
Gene: HOXA1
Product: homeobox A1
Exons: 3
Coding region: 164-1258 (364 amino acids)
Biological process (GO): regulation of transcription by RNA polymerase II
Cellular component (GO): nucleus
Molecular function (GO): RNA polymerase II cis-regulatory region sequence-specific DNA binding; DNA-binding transcription factor activity, RNA polymerase II-specific
Source: RefSeq, a predicted model, not a curated record